AUGUCUAGAGACGGCUAUGACAUAAGAUUAGAUGAGAGUCUCGGGGAUCAGGUGAGGAUCUCCUGUGUUGUGGCCUUGCGAGGUCGGGUUUGCGGUCUUUGUGACGUUUUUUGUUGGGAUUCGAGUGGAGAAAGCCCUAAAAUCAAGUUUAAAGAGUGCAGCCGUCUUCUCUUUGGAGAAUUUUCGAGUUCAGAGGCUGCAGAGGAGAAAAGUGGAGUUUUUGGAGAGAUUUUCGAGUUUUACUGUUCAUCGGGUACUGUUCAUCGGGUACUGUUCACGGGUUACUGUUCAUCGGGUACUGUUCAUCGGGGUAUUGUUCAUCGGGGGUACUGUUCAUCGUCGGGAUUUCCACACUGUUCAUUGUCUUUCCUUCAGUUUCAAUCCAUUGUCAAGAGCCUAGACGGUUUUAGGACUGUUAGAAUUGCUAGGCUUAGUAUCAUCCCCUUCAGCUACAAGAGAUUCCGCGAUGGACGGAGGCUAGAGGUCGUGGCGCGAGAGGGCGCGGUGCUCGAGGCCGUGGUUGGCAGAGCGAGAGGCCGGGGCCAGGUCGUGGACUUUCCGGCGGAUUCGGGAGAGAGUGUGGCGCCUAGUGUGGCGAUUGCGUCGGUGACCCAGUCGAUAUCCAUGGCGAGUGAUGCCAGUGUUGGUUUGGGAGCGGGGGCUGCUCCGGGUUGGGGUGGUGCUCCGGCUCAGGGUCCUUGA
Molecule: messenger RNA, 702 nt
Organism: Microthlaspi erraticum
Lineage: Eukaryota; Viridiplantae; Streptophyta; Magnoliopsida; Brassicales; Brassicaceae
Source: the annotation of a GenBank genome assembly